Molecule: messenger RNA, 874 nt
Organism: Capsicum annuum
Lineage: Eukaryota; Viridiplantae; Streptophyta; Magnoliopsida; Solanales; Solanaceae
Exons: 5
Coding region: 316-687 (123 amino acids)
Source: RefSeq, a predicted model, not a curated record
GGAGUUGAAAAAUUGUGAAAACAACAAAAACCUGUUUUUUCUUUUCAGUAAAAUUUUUUGAAAUUAUUUUCCGAAUUUUCAUGGUCAAAUAUCACAAUUUCUAACUCCAAAAAAAAUUUUGAAAAAUAGGGAAAAAUUUUCAUGGCCAAACGGGCCCUAAGUCUUAAUUUAUUUAUUUUUAAUUUUGUAAUUUUGUCACAAAAAAGAAAAAAUAAACUGCAGAAACAAAAAGGUACUUCAACUGAAUGUUGUAAUCUGCCGCUGCGAGUCCUCGCGUGAAAAUCCGAAUUUCCAUGCUCAGCGGCUCAAUAGAGAAUGUGGCGGCUGUAUGAAGGAUGGAACGAGAUUUUGAAGAUCCAAAAGUUCCGAAGAAUUGUGUCCUAUACUGGAUUCUAUUGCUUUGUUGCAGUAAUCACAUAUGCGUACACCAACAACACGACUAGAGCUGGGUACUCAAGAGCUGACCAGUUCUAUGGUUCUUAUCCGGCUGGAACAGAGCUCCUUACGGACACCGCUAAGUUAUAUAAAGCAGCUCUGGGGAAUGUUUUUGAAGAAGAUGAAUGGGGACCGGUUGAAUGGUGCAUCCUAGCUAAACAUUUUGAACGUCAAGGAAAAUCACCAUAUGCAUAUCAUGCCCAAUACAUGGCGCACCUCGCUUCUAAUGGACAGCUAGAUGGAAGUGGCUAGGGGAAGGAUAGUAGCAGCAAACUUCUCCAUUGCUGAAGAGUGGACAGCUCUCAUAUACUUGAGCAGGUUUGAAACAAAGCAAGAAGUUAAUUUAUGUAGAUGUACACUUACUAAUAGAAUCAUUGAACUUACAAUUUCUUGUGUCCUAACAUGUAUUGGCUUUAUGAAACCCAUUUUCUACUACAAA